Messenger RNA from Exophiala mesophila, 1988 nucleotides. RefSeq lists its product as uncharacterized. The record is from RefSeq and is a predicted model, not a curated record. The transcript has a single exon. NCBI's taxonomy places the organism in Eukaryota, Fungi, Ascomycota, Eurotiomycetes, Chaetothyriales, Herpotrichiellaceae. Bases 320 to 1786 code for a protein of 488 amino acids.
UCGAAACAGUUCGCUGUACCGAUUCUCCAAAGUCAAAACUUCUCACUUUCAAUUCGCUCUGCCACUCACAUCUUCCUCAUCACUUCUUUCUCUUCAUCUCAGCCCUUCUUCACCUCUUUCUUCAAGCCGAACCUCUCCCUGGCCAAAGUGAAGUGGUACACUGUACCGAUCUUCCUCCAGAAAAUCAAUCACCAGAGAGCCGAAGUUACCUCAUCCCCACCUUACCUUAACCCCCUUGGGCUCUUGUCCCAAGCAAUAUCCUCAAGUCCCAUCCCGAUUAUCCUCCUCGUCCUCCAAUUUCUCUCGACCACAUUCAGCAAUGGCGCACCAAUCAGAUGCCUCAAACCAGGCGGGUCGCAGCACGAGUCCUUUGGCGUACUCUCCUGCGACUUUUGGCAGCAUUGGAUCCUCAGGAUCCAUGCAAUGCGCUCACGAUCGGGCAGAGCAGGACGGUCUGCAAGAGGCCAAGAACCUGAAGGAGGCCAACGACGGUAUAAGCGAAGACAAGCGGGGUCAUACUCUUUUCAAAGACUACGACCCAAGCCUGAUCGUGAGCUCGGAUGUUCUGAGUCUUGGUUUGGCCGGCCAGGAAUAUGAGGAGACCUACUUCUCGAACGCGGCUGCGGCACGCCAGUAUCGUUCUCUGCUUUUGGGAGGGAAAACUCCUUUCGACCCGACGAUCCCAACUACGGAUCGCGCAAGACGGGCCCACGUGAAGGCCUUAUUUAUUGCCUUCAAGACCACAGCCAACUGUGGUGAAGCCGAGGCGUUGCAGCGUCUCUUCAAGAUUGAGCACCACGACAACCUUCUCGUGGAGGCCAGAUGCUGGGAGAUCUACGCCCAAAUCGAGGCUGCGUCUCGAUUCAAUGACAAUAUCGUCGAGGCGUACGAACCUCACAAGUAUAAGUACAAAAAGCAUGGUUGGAACUUCGCCACACGCUUUGAUAAGGUCUGUGAAGUCUUGGCCUCGACCAAGUCCAUUGCGAAGCGGUGCUUCGAUGCGCCGUUUUUGGUCAAGUUGAUCGACGAUCCACCCCAAAAUAAGGCCCGAACCGAGUCCAACCGCAAGCUGAAUGCGGAAAAGUCUGUCAUGAUGAAGCGCGGUCGAGAGGCCAUGGGGGAGGAACCGACCGGAAAGCGCCGAAAGACAGGCGCAACCCAGAAGACGGCUGAGGUUGCUACGGAGCCUCAGACUCCUGAGGUUCAGCGGCAAGAGACGGCAACCGAGGCAAUGCCUCGCGCAAUGUCAGUACAGAGACCUCCGAUGGUCCCUGUUCCAGAGACUCCAGCCGUGAGACCAGUGGGUUUGUUGCCAGAAGACGACCCAGAGUAUGCUCGACAAGCUGCGGCGGCGAGGGCAUAUCACCAAAUGCACGCGAUGCCAUAUCGCAGUAUGGGGCCACCACAGCAAUCUGGAUGGUCUUCAGCCAUUCCCAGACCAGGGAACUUCCCCGUGCAGACACCAGGGCAGCAUCAACCCGAGGUGGAUGCGAGCCACCACUUCUUGCCGAGAACGGAUGCGCAAGUACAGAGCUCUACCUUGCCCUCUCACGGGUUUGCUCCGUUCCAUAACACAUACAACGCCCUCAAUCAUCCAAUGGCUCCAGUGCAAACUCCGGUGUUCUUCGCAGGCCCACUGGACCCGAACUUGUCCCAUAUUGUUGAGAGACAAGAUUCGAAUGUCCGACAUUCGCAGGGUGCAGGUGUCACCACUCCGUCCUCACAGAGGACUCUCCCAGACCCCAACGCGGGUCUCGAUUCGAAUCAUUACUAUCCAAUGAACUGAAUCGAUGGGGGUCUGCGCCGGAACACAGUCAAUAUAAACUCUAGCAUCGAAAGUGCUCUUUUGGACAAGGACAAAUGGCCUGAUCAUAAACAUAUAUGACAGGUAAUCAAAACAUCCUUACCACAUUUUUAACGCCAUCAUUAUCACAUCCUUACAGUCUGAGAGCUUGACAAACACAUUGGCAUUGUUAUCCGGGUCAUUG